CUCAGCGAAGCUCGUCACUUCUUGCGCAUUAACCAUGGAGUCUGACAACAUAUCACAAAUUUUGACAGCUAUCCUCACCACACUGUUCAACAUAGAUCACCGGCGAUGUCAGGUCUAGAAGUUGCAGGUCUCGUUCUGGGAGUACUUCCCAUUGCGGUUCAAACCUUGCAAACCUACAAAAAGGCCCUAUCCUCCUAUAAGAACGCCGUGCGAUUCAUCCAUGCCCUCGAGUCGGAUUUGACGAACGAGCAUUGCAUCUUGACAUGCACUUGCGAAUUGCUACUUCAGGGCAUCGCGCCCACCUGCAAGGUUGACAUAAUGUUGAAGGAUCCUUUUGGCCACGAAUGGAAGGGAGAGCAGUUCAAUCGAGCACUUCGUCUUCGGCUCGGACAGUCGUAUUCAUCCAUCGAAAGUGGAAUACAGAAUCUGAAGAAACUGGCAGACGAGCUGGCGAUAAAGCUAGGACUUGGCCCAGACCUCAAGACUGCUUUUACUCUAAAGAAGGAAGAUUAUGACACGGUUCUUGCCAGAAUUCAAUCGACAAACUCAAGCCUCUACAGGCUUGUCGAUCUCAACAAAGGGUUAGAGCCUCACCGACGGUAUCGCUCUCAGUGACGCUUCACCCAGCUAUUGCGAGGUAUUUCACAAAGUCUCUCCAAUGCUCUCGAUGGAGCUACAGCAGCCUGCUGUACAAGACCACACGAUGCAUGCUUCAAGCUCAACCCAAGACCUUUGGAGAUGGAUCCCGGCAGUACUGAGGAUGAAAUGGUCAAGGAUUUGGAUUUUUUAGUGUCGUUGGAGCUGUAUACAAAUGGCUCAAUAUCAGUUGGGUCUACGGCAGAACUAUCGCGCUGGCAUAAUCUCUCGAUUAGUAUCGUCAGUCUCGGUAGUCGUAAAGCCGACGGCCACGUACCAAGGACACUCAACAUCCGUUCAUCAUCAACUAACACUUCGAGACAAUCACCACAACAAAAGGGGCAAUCAGAAAACACCCAACGGUUCCCUGAAGGUUCGAAAAAGCGAGGAUAUCAAACACUAGUAGCGCAUGCUGCGAAGAGGAUAGCGAGUAAGGAGAAGGCAGUCAACGCAUUGAUCAAAGGUUCUUUGGAUACAAUCAUCGAACCUAAACACAUGACCGCGGGCUGCUUCAAGACAUCGGCGCCGAGUUCUGUUGAUGGGAUAUGUCAGCUCAUUCGAAGGCAUGAGAAAUAUCCUGCUACGGAGCAUGGGCGGGUAUUUUAUGGAAAUAUUAUGGAUCGUGAAGAUCCUGAGCGCCGGUUUGGACUGUACGCGCCAACGCCGCUGAUGUCGAAAGGCCAACACAUACCCGAGGCUCCCCCUAUUCUUCGCUGGCAACCGAGCGAUUUGCCAUCUAGUUUGACCUUGCGGCAACUACUCAACCGAAUACAUGAUGCUCGUCUUCAGCAGAGCAGUAGCGAACCUCUGCUUUGGCUAGAAUUCCAGGACCAGCUUCAACUAGCCGUCAGCAUUGCCGUCAACAUCCUUCACCUCUACAGUACCCCAUGGCUGCCGAGGAUCAUCACACUCGACGAUAUCUGGUUCCGCCUUGAAGAUGAGCCCUUAGACUCCAAUUUCUCAUCUGGGUUUCCUUACCGCCCUUUUAUCAAGAAGUCAAUGCCGUUGUCCGCCGCUUCCUCUGCAAUGCCCCGGACAACUGGUUUCAUACCAAGAUCCCGAAAAAGAGAAACAACCGUCUUCUCCUUUGGCCUGAUCUUGAUACAGAUUAUUCUUGGGCGGGUAAUCAACGAGUUGGACAUGAAGUCACCAUCAGACGAGCAGGGUGCUGCUACACCUGAAGCAGGGCAAUCUACUAGCGACACCGUAAACAACAACAUUGCAGCGAUGAGUUUGAAUGACUACAUGGAGAAACACAAACUUGGUAAGGAAUUCGAGGGCGCGGUUCUCGCAGAAGCGGGACCAGAAUACACCUCGGCGGUAACGCGGUGUCUGGAGAGUUUCAUCAACAUCGAAGGGUUGCAGAGCGAGAAGUUCUGUCAGGAGUUCUAUGUCGAAGUGAUCUCCAUGCUGCAGGAAGCGCUCGACAAGUCCAUGGAAUUAUGAACAAGUACCUAGAGGUACCUUGGUUAGCACAUAUCAAUAUCAUGGGUUUCAGUCACAUCGUCAGUGCAAUAUAC
Molecule: messenger RNA, 2156 nt
Organism: Neurospora crassa OR74A
Lineage: Eukaryota; Fungi; Ascomycota; Sordariomycetes; Sordariales; Sordariaceae
Exons: 2
Coding region: 739-2082 (447 amino acids)
Source: RefSeq, a predicted model, not a curated record